AUGGAGCUGCGGGUGGCGCUCGGGCUGGCGCUGCUCUGCUCCGCGCUGGAGGCGGCGCCGGCCGGCCCGCAGCGGCCCCGCUCCGCCGUGGGGCAAUUCUGGCAUGUAUCUGACCUACAUUUAGAUCCGACUUACCACAUUACCCCUGAUCUCUCCAAAGUUUGUUCUUCAUCCAAAGGAGCCAAUGCCUCCAACCCAGGCCCUUUUGGAGACUUUUUGUGUGAUUCUCCUUAUCAACUUAUUUUGUCAGCAUUUGCAUUCAUGAAGGAUUCAAAAGAGCAGGUUUCAUUCAUGAUUUGGACAGGGGAUAGCCCUCCUCAUGUUCCCGUAAAAGAGCUCUCCACAAAGUUGGUCAUUAACAUAAUUGGUAAUCUGAGUUCUACAAUUCGUAAUUUCUUUCCAGAUCUUCAGGUUUUCCCAGCCUUAGGCAAUCAUGACUACUGGCCACAGGACCAGCUUCCUGUAACUACCAGUGAAGUUUACAAUGCUGUAGCAGAUUUCUGGAAACCUUGGCUAAGUGAUGAGGCAAUCAAUACCUUCAGAAAAGGUGGCUUCUACACUCAGCUGUUUGAAUCCAGUAAUAGUCAUCAACCACUCAGGAUAAUCAGUCUGAACACAAAUUUAUAUUACAGCCCCAACAAGGUAACCGUGAAUAUCACUGACCCAGCCAACCAGUUUGCCUGGCUGGAGGAAAUACUUGAAACCUCUUCACAAAAGAAGGAAAAGGUGUAUAUAAUAGGUCAUGUCCCAGUAGGAUACUUGCCAUAUGCAAGGAAUACUACAGCUAUCAGGGAGUAUUACAAUGAGAGACUGGUAAAGAUUUUUCGCAAAUACAGUAGUGUUAUUGCGGGCCAGUUUUUUGGACAUACACAUAGAGAUAGUAUCAUGGUCCUCCUGGAUGAAGAAGAAAAGCCAGUCAAUUCCUUGUUUGUGGCACCUGCUGUAACCCCGGUGAAGAGUGUAUUGCAAAUGGAAUCCAACAACCCUGGUGUCAGAUUGUAUCAAUAUGAUCUUUUUGACUAUAGCUUGCUGGAUCUUUGGCAGUUUUACUUGGACCUCAGAGACGCCAACAAGAAAAAUGAAUCAAACUGGAAAUUAGAAUACAUCUUCACUAAAACUUAUGGCAUUGAAGACUUGAAGCCAGAAAGCCUAUAUGAAAUGGCCAAGCAGUUGUCUAUGCCAAAGAGCACACUGUUUGAGCAGUAUUACAGUAACUAUAUUGUGAGUUAUGACAAAACUAUUCUCUGUGAAGAGGGAUGCAAGACCUGCCAAAUAUGUGCAAUCCGGUAUUUAGAUUACUCCUCAUAUGCAGAUUGCAUCAAUCAAGAGGCAAUGUGGAGAUGAAAUCCCUGCAGUUAAUGCAGAUAGUGACUUUAGCCCGUGAUUUAAAGAACCUGCUUGUUCUUUCACUUAAGGACUGACAUGCUGAUAGGGAGCCUGUGGGACUUCUCUACAUUUCAGGGGAGCAGUAAAACUCCCUAGAACUUUUCUUGAAAAUAUAUUUUCCUUUAUUAUCUAAAUAAAAGUUUAUUUGCUUUGUAGCAGUGGUCAGAUAUUUUGCUUUGUCUCAAGUGUCCUGUACUCUCUGUGACAGGCAUCCCAGUGUGUGAGAAUAGAAGUUACUCACUCAGGUCUUUGUAAAUCCAAGUCUUAUUUCUCAGAGUGUGUAAACAUAGGCAAUGCCAUUUCAGGCAUGGGAUUUUUAGGAGGGCAGGUUUCAACCAUCUGCUGUCAAAAUUUGCAAACUGAAGUCAGCAAAACCUGCAUUUGCUGAGACCUGAGUGCAGUGGUGUUGAUGCAAUGCCAGUAUUAGAUAUGUCUCUGUGCCAAGUUUUCCUUGUUAAUCCCUCAAACUCACUUCUUAGGGGCAUUUCCUAAUGAUGGCAUAAAAGUGACUUAAUGGAACACAAACCUUGAUCGUGUAAAUGCUUAAUCUAAUUUUUCACAAUAUGUUUGCCCAGCACAGAGUACUUUUUUCUUACAAUACAACUACGUACAUUGAUCCAGCUGUCAAGGAAUGUCCUGGUAUGAGAUUUUGUAGCAGACCAUAUAUCAGGUUUAAAAUGAUCAACAUCAAUAACUGGAUUCAGCAUAUACAUUCUCUGUGUGGCACGGGUAAACAUUUAUUUGCAUGCUGUUUCUUAGGUUUCCUUUUUUUCAUAGAGCAGUCUAGUACUUAAUGUGAAGAUUAUUACAUGUUCAAAUUUACAAUUGCAGAGAUUGUUUCUUCCUCUUCUUACAGCUAAAUAUGUGCACAAGAUGAUGCUAUUAAGAUGGCCCUUUAUUCAGUGUGUGUAUAACCAAGAAGGACCUU
This is a messenger RNA of Hirundo rustica (Barn swallow), 2314 nucleotides long. RefSeq names its product sphingomyelin phosphodiesterase acid like 3A (gene SMPDL3A). Gene Ontology annotation, biological process: sphingomyelin catabolic process. The coding region runs from base 1 to 1344 and encodes 447 amino acids. The transcript has 8 exons. NCBI's taxonomy places the organism in Eukaryota, Metazoa, Chordata, Aves, Passeriformes, Hirundinidae. The record is from RefSeq and is a predicted model, not a curated record. Gene Ontology annotation, molecular function: sphingomyelin phosphodiesterase activity.